AUGACAGAAGUCUUUCUGCGCAUCCAGAAGAGGCUUGAGUCCUAUUUUGAUAUGGCGGGUUUCGAGCCAUCGGUCCCUCAGGAUAGAGACUUUGAAGAGCGAAAACUUCUCUACACAUUCCAGGAACCAGGGUCCGAUCUCUACCCGCCCCACUUGCAUAUGACCCCAAAUAUUGUCGGAAAGGUCAGAGGUGCAUUAGAUCUCAGUCAACUCUUUGAUUUCUCUAGGUUGCUAGAUACAGGGAGCUUGCUCUUUCAGGUCAUCCCAGACGAGGUUGUGGAUUGGUACCACGAUCAUCCCGAGGGUGCUACAAUUGCUGCGAUUGAGCGUAGCAACCGAAUCUUGUUGAAGGAAAAGAAAGACAUUUAUACGGAACCAAACAUAGGAGAGCGUUCCGACUGGUACACAGACGCCGUCUUUGCACAGCAGUCAUUUACGGGCGCCAACCCAGUGACUAUUCAAGCAGCAAGCAACGAUUGGGUGGAAAAGUUUAUCGAGGAAGCAAAGGCCCAAUCCAAGGAUGCUAUGAUCAACGUUAUCAAAGAGGGAUCACUCUACAUGCAAGAUAAUAGCUACUACCGAGCUGCUGUGGACACUCCUGCUGCUGCAGAGUUAAAGUCCAAAGACGGGACACGAUUUUGCUGUGCCUCAGUGACGCUACUGCAACUGACCCCGGAGGGCAAGCUCCACCCUCUAGCUAUUAUAAUCGACUACAAAGGUUCCAUGGGGAACUCAGUAACCAUCUUUAAUAAGCGUUACGUACCCUCUGACUCUGUCAAUUCAGAAGGAACCGACUGGCCCUGGCGCUACGCCAAAACAUGCGCCCAAAGCUCAGACUGGACACGCCACGAGAUCACCGCCCACCUUACCAACUGCCAUCUUGUUGAAGAAGUCGUAAUCGUAGCUGCACACCGUUCCUUUCGACGCGACCACCCAGUCUACAAGAUUCUUAUGCCUCAUUGGCUCAAGACACUAACUAUCAACGCCGGAGCUCGCUCCACUCUUGUUCCCUCCAUCAUCGUCGAAAUCAACGGCUUCACUGAGGCACAAACAUACGCCUUUAUCCGCCACGAAUAUGAGAAUUUCGACUGGAAAGCCAACUAUGUCCCCGCAUUGCUCGAGCGCCGAGGCUUUGCUCUCAAGGAUCUUACAGACUCCAAAUUCAAGAACUACGUCUAUGGCAAAGAUAUCAGCCUCAUGUGGCAGGUGCUGCAUAAAUUUGUCUCUUCAGUCCUAAAGCUGUUCUAUCCCGACGACGCUUCCGUCGCUUCCGACUCCUCGCUCAUUACCUGGACCUCUGAAAUGCGCGGAAAGUCUAGCGGAAACAUGAAGAGUUUCCCGGUCCUCAACUCGUUUGACGAGCUUGUUGAUGCUGUCGUUAUGUGCAUCCAUAUCGCAUCGCCCCAACACACCGCUGUCAAUUACCUGCAGAAUUACUACCAGGCUUUUAUUCCCAAUAAGCCACCCGCGAUAUACGCGCCUCUGCCCAAGACCAUCGCGGAGCUUGAUAAAUACACAGAAAAAGAACUCAUCGCCUCACUCCCAGUUAACUAUCCACGGGAGUGGCUAAUGGCCACACAUUUGCCAUACCUGCUAAGUAUGCAGGUAGCCGAGCAAGAGACGCUGUUUGAGUACGCGUUGAGCGUGGCGAAAAGCACGGAAGGGGUUGAUGGGGCGGAACAAGUCCAUGUCAAGGAUGCGGCGUUGCAGCUGUACGACGACCUUGUGACUUUGGGCGGCAUAUUUGAGGCAUAUUCGGAUGAGAUGGACGAUAAGACUGUUAAGUACCAGGUCCUAGAUCCUGAGAGGACGGCGGUUAGUAUCUUGAUUUGAUUUAAGUAGGCAGGAGCAUGCAAGGAAAAGGAACCGUUGCCUG
Messenger RNA from Pseudogymnoascus verrucosus, 1876 nucleotides. RefSeq lists its product as uncharacterized. The record is from RefSeq and is a predicted model, not a curated record. Gene Ontology annotation, biological process: lipid oxidation. Gene Ontology annotation, molecular function: oxidoreductase activity, acting on single donors with incorporation of molecular oxygen, incorporation of two atoms of oxygen; metal ion binding. Bases 1 to 1833 code for a protein of 610 amino acids. NCBI's taxonomy places the organism in Eukaryota, Fungi, Ascomycota, Leotiomycetes, Thelebolales, Thelebolaceae. The transcript has 2 exons.